UACAUCGUUUCUGGAUCGUUCUCUUCCAUAUUUUCGCUGGUAUAUCGAAGAGAAAAUUAAUCCCAUACGAGAACAAAAAGUUACAUAGAAAGAUGCCACAGAAUGAAUAUAUUGAGAGGCACCGUAAACUUUACGGUCGCCGUUUGGAUUAUGAAGAGAGAAAGAGGAAGAGAGAGGCUCGUGCACCUCACAAGCGAGCGGAGCAAGCUCGUACUUUACGCGGGAUAAAGGCCAAGAUCUUCAAUAAAGAGAGGCGGAACGAAAAGAUUCAGAUGAAAAAGAAAAUUAAAGCACAUGAGGAGAAGAAGGUCAAAGAGAAAUCCGAUAAACUACCAGAUGGAGCGUUACCUGUCUAUCUGCUGGAUCGUAAUGUUACCAAUCGUGCCAAAGUAUUAUCCAAUAUGAUAAAGCAAAAACGCAAGGAAAAGGUUGGCAAAUGGGACGUUCCAAUCCCUAAAGUAAGAGCGCAGUCUGAAUCUGAAGUGUUCAAAGUAUUGCGAAGUGGAAAGACGAAACGAAAAUCAUGGAAAAGGAUGGUAACCAAAGUGACUUUCGUUGGAGAAAACUUCACGAGGAAACCACCCAAGUUUGAAAGAUUCAUCAGACCAAUGGCAUUGAGAUUUAAAACUGCCCACGUCACUCAUCCGGAAUUAAAGGCAACGUUUUCUCUGCCAAUAAUUGGUGUCAAAAAGAAUCCGAGUUCUCCUCUUUACACAACUUUAGGCGUCAUCACGAAAGGAACUGUUAUCGAAGUCAAUAUCUCGGAAUUAGGUCUUGUAACGCAGUCGGGCAAAGUGGUAUGGGGGAAAUUUGCGCAAGUUACAAAUAAUCCUGAGAAUGAUGGAUGUAUUAAUGCUGUUCUACUUGUGUAGAGAGCAAUAUAAACAAUAGCUUAUAAAUUUUUUUAAUUCUUAAGUGUUAUUUUAAUUCUUUAGUGACUGUAAUUUUUGA
Molecule: messenger RNA, 951 nt
Organism: Camponotus floridanus (Florida carpenter ant)
Lineage: Eukaryota; Metazoa; Arthropoda; Insecta; Hymenoptera; Formicidae
Gene: Ip259
Product: ribosome biogenesis protein NSA2 homolog
Exons: 2
Coding region: 93-872 (259 amino acids)
Biological process (GO): maturation of LSU-rRNA; maturation of 5.8S rRNA
Cellular component (GO): preribosome, large subunit precursor; nucleolus
Source: RefSeq, a predicted model, not a curated record